Molecule: messenger RNA, 1993 nt
Organism: Ictalurus furcatus (blue catfish)
Lineage: Eukaryota; Metazoa; Chordata; Actinopteri; Siluriformes; Ictaluridae
Gene: ldha
Product: lactate dehydrogenase A4
Exons: 8
Coding region: 107-1108 (333 amino acids)
Biological process (GO): carboxylic acid metabolic process
Cellular component (GO): cytoplasm
Molecular function (GO): L-lactate dehydrogenase (NAD+) activity
Source: RefSeq, a predicted model, not a curated record
UUUAUAAAGCGCCGCCCCCCCCGCAACACGCCGUCGUAGCGGAUCAGCUCUGCUCCAGAUAUCCCACCGGAUCAGCUUUAACCGAAACACAGAUUGGAGGUAGAAAAUGGCAUCCACCAAGGAGAAGCUGAUUGCCCAUGUGAGCACCGAGCAGCCAGUGGGCUGCACCAACAAGGUGACUGUGGUUGGAGUUGGCAUGGUGGGCAUGGCCGCUGCCAUCAGCAUCCUGCUCAAGGAACUUACUGAUGAGCUGGCCCUGGUUGAUGUGAUGGAGGAUAAGCUGAAGGGAGAAGCUAUGGACCUGCAGCAUGGUAGUCUCUUCCUCAAGACUCAUAAAAUUGUGGCUGACAAAGACUACAGCGUGACUGCCAACUCUAAGGUCGUGGUGGUGACUGCUGGGGCUCGCCAGCAGGAGGGAGAGAGCAGGCUGAACCUGGUGCAGAGGAAUGUCAACAUCUUUAAGUUUAUCAUUCCCAACAUUGUAAAGUACAGCCCCAACUGUAUCAUGCUGGUGGUGUCCAACCCAGUUGAUAUCCUGACCUACGUGGCAUGGAAGCUGAGUGGCCUUCCCCGGAACCGUGUGAUCGGUAGCGGCACCAACCUGGACUCUGCUCGAUUCCGCUUCCUGAUGGGUGAGAAACUGGGUCUGCACGCAUCCAGCUGCCACGGCUGGGUGAUUGGAGAGCAUGGCGACUCCAGUGUGCCUGUAUGGAGUGGCGUGAAUGUAGCUGGUGUUUCCUUGCAGGGUCUCAACCCAGACAUGGGUACAGACAAGGACAAGGAUGAGUGGAAGAAUGUCCACAAAAUGGUGGUUGACAGUGCUUACGAGGUCAUCAAGCUGAAGGGCUACACAUCCUGGGCUAUCGGCAUGUCUGUAGCUGACCUGUGUGAGAGCAUCCUGAAGAACCUUCACAAAUGCCACCCAGUGUCCACCCUGGUCAAGGGAAUGCACGGUGUGAAUGAUGAAGUUUUCCUGAGUGUGCCCUGCGUCCUGGGCAGCAGCGGCCUGACCGACGUGGUGAAGAUGACCCUGAAACCGGAAGAGGAGAAACAGCUGGUAAAGAGUGCUGAAACCCUGUGGGGUGUGCAGAAGGAGCUGACCUUAUGAACAGUAACCUCUCCUUACACAUAGCCUCACUCAAAAGUGAUGCCCCAACAUGUCUAACACUUUUUCCCUGACCCAGUCCUCAACUCUUCAGUCUGGGUCCGGUGUCUCCAAGCAGGCCUCGGACUCCUAGACCUCAACACUCCUCACUGUAACUUUAGAGGAGGAUAGAUAUUUGUGUCGUCUCGAAUGUAAUGAGUAAUAUAUAUUAUGGUCUUUUGUGAAAAUGUGUGUUUGGGUGUUAAUGCUUCAUGUUGUCUUUCGCACUCCUGAUGGUAGGAUUUUCAAAGAAUUGUAUUUGAACAGGGUGGUCGGCCAGUUUGGGUUUCUGUAUGGUAUAAGUGUGCAUUCUGAGCUCAACAGGCAUUCCAUCCUAUUUUCUUCCCGAUACAAAAUAAAACCAAAGCAGUCAGCAAGAGCCACUUCCUGUGAAAUCAAAGCUGCAUUGUAUAUUUGGUGAAAUGCCAGCAGCUGUAUUUAAGGCAUGCAUUUUUAUACACAAUCAACCAAAAGUGCACCGAUUUCACAUUUUGAUUGAACUCCAAGUAAACUGAGUUUGAGAUCUCAGAUGUACACCAACAGUGGAACAAGUACCAGAGACCCAAAUUGAAUUAUGCUGUGGCUCAUUUAAACCGCUGGCAUUAUCUCAGUAAAAGUUCAUUUGUUUCUAAUGGCUUGUUCAUGCAGCAUUCACACCUACUUGUGAUAUGUGCAUGUUAUCUCAUCUGCAGAGAUUAUUUUUGUAUAUUUGUUCACGUGAACUGAAACGUGCUCCUAGUUGCAUUUUACUGAGACACAGAUCUUAAAGUGGAACCUGAUGUGUUGUGGCUGUCUAGCAUUUCACUCCUAACUCCCUUCACUUCAAAAUAAAGGUUUAACUGUACAAAA